AGGCUCAGCUCCUCAGCAUCCUCACUGAAAGCUUCAGCUCUCAGCCCGAGCGGACCCACCAGGCUGCCCGGGUCUUCACCGACCAGCAGCGACCUCUCUGCCGCAUUCUCCGGGGGUGACACCAGGCUUUGGGACAGCGCCGCUCAUGUGUAUUUAACCCACCCGUGUAUCUGUGGGAUCGAGGACGGGAGAGCCAUGUCUGCGCCGGGUUUCACAAACCUGAACAGCUCCGUCAGCUACAGCCAGAACUCAACGCCGAACGGAGGAGCAGCGCCCCCCUACCAGAACGGUCCAGCACAAACAUACCAAUCCAUGCAUCCACCUACAGGCUGCUAUGGAGCCCCACCUCAACAACAGAGCUACCCCACCAUCCCUGCCCACUGCACUCCUGCUCCCAACAAAGCACCCAUUACGAACAGUGCCCACAGUGCUAACUACUACCAGGGCAACCAUCAGCAGCAGCAGCACCACCACCUCUCUCAGCAUCAUGUAGCACCCUCCCCAUACUGUGCUCCCUUAAGCUCUGCUCCUCCGUCUCAGCCAUAUGCCACCCUCCCCUCUUCAGCACCACCACCAUCAAAUGCCCAAUACAGCCAACAGCCAUUCCAGCAGCAGCAGCAGCAUCCACCAUAUGCCCCUCCAGGAUCUUACUAUGGACAGCAGUCAUACCACGCUCCCCCGGCACAGCACUCUCAACAGCAGCAGCCCAGUUUGGUUCCUGCACCAGCUGGUGCCACUGGAGCUCCUGUCUAUCCAAUUGUUUCCUACCCUUCUGCACCAGGAAGUAGCCAGUAUGGCACCCUGAGUUCCUCCCAGAGCACCUCCACGCAUGGAGGCAUGCCCACCCAGAUGGGUGCACCCCUACAUCAGUACAGCACCUCUCGGCCGGCUUCCACAACAGCAGUGCAGCCUGGGUACAGUGUGGCUCCUCCCAGUCAGCUGGCACCAACAGUCAAUGGUCAAGGAAGCACAGUCCACCAACACUAUGACCAAAGCCAUCAGGCUUCUCUGAGCUAUGACUCCUACAGCGGGGUUGUACACAGCAGUGGUGGCGCAGACGCAGACCACCCCCCCUCAGGAACCCCCUCCACUUCAGUCCAUUCCUCACCGGGCCGCCACCAAGGCAUGCAGUAUGGAUAUGUUGCUAAUAGUGGAGCUAGCUCUGUUUCUGCCACCACAUCAGGCCCAGCCGCAGCUCCCUCGUCAUCCAGCUCUGAGGAUGAUGAUGAUGAGGAGGAGGAGGAGGAGGAUGAGGAAGCAGGUCUGCUUUAGUUUUUACCUCCCAAACAAACUCAUUCAUUACCACUUUCUCCAUCCUCAUAAACUCAUUCACCUCUACCAAACUCAUAUAACUCUUCUGAAGCCGGGAAUUGUCCAGAUUCCAUGCCGCCCUCCAACAAUAUGACCAACCAGGCUGCACCCUAUGGGAGCUAUGGUUACCCCAGCAUGCAGCCAGGGUAUCGGCAGGGACUGGCCUCCCACACUGACUCUUCGCCCUCUCAUGACCCGUACGGCCAGUCAGGCUACCAGCAGUACUCCCAGCCAUUCCCAAGUCUGUCCCAGCUGUCUGCAGCCCUGGGUGGGCUGAGCGGGGUGCCGGAGCUGGAGGUGGAGGCCUUGAGGCCGGUCAACCUGCUGCAGGAGAGGAGCCUGCUGCCCCCCAGGCCGCUUGAAGCCCCCGAACCCAACCUCAGCCCCGACCUGAAGAAAGUCAACUGUAGUCCACAGACAUUCAGGUGUACCCUGUCCAGCAUCCCACAGACCCAGGCUCUUCUCAACAAGGCCAGGCUCCCUCUGGGCCUCCUCCUCCACCCCUUCAGAGACUUACAGCAGUUACCGGUGAUCACGUCGAACACGAUAGUGCGCUGUCGCUCCUGUCGCACCUACAUCAAUCCCUUUGUCACCUUCCUGGACCAGCGCAGGUGGAAGUGCAACCUCUGUUAUCGGGUCAAUGAUGUUCCAGAUGAGUUUAUGUACAACCCAGUCACCAGGUCGUAUGGCGAGCCCCAUAAGAGACCAGAGGUCCAAAACGCCACGGUGGAGUUCAUCGCCUCCUCAGACUACAUGUUGCGGCCCCCUCAGCCAGCUGCCUACCUGUUUGUCCUCGAUGUGUCUCACAAUGCUGUGGAAGCAGGCUACCUGAAGUACUUCUGUGAAUCACUUCUCGAGAACCUUGAUAAGUUGCCCGGGGAUACACGCACCAGGGUGGGCUUCCUCACCUUUGACAACACCAUCCACUUCUAUAACCUCCAGGAGGGACUGUCCCAGCCACAGAUGCUGGUGGUGUCGGACAUAGACGACAUCUUCAUCCCGUCUCAUGACAGUCUAAUGGUGAACCUGAAGGAAAGCAAAGAGCUGGUGAAGGACCUGCUGACGUCGCUGCCUGGCAUGUUCAGCCAGAGCAGGGAGACCCACAGCGCCCUCGGCCCGGCGUUACAAGCCGCCUUCAAGCUGAUGUCGCCCACUGGGGGGCGUGUCUCGGUGUUUCAGACCCAGCUGCCGACGCUGGGUGCCGGUUCACUGCAGUCGAGGGAAGACCCCAACCAGCGCUCCAGCACUAAGGGAGUUCAGCACCUCGGCCCAGCCACAGACUUCUAUAAGAAACUUGCACUGGACUGCUCAGGGCAACAAAUCGGGGUGGAUCUGUUCCUGCUCAGCUCCCAGUACGCUGACCUCGCCUCGCUGGCAUGUAUCUCCAAAUAUUCAGCGGGCAGCAUCUUUUAUUACCCCUCCUUCCAUUACAUCCACAACCCGGCUCAACUGGAGAAGUUCCAGAAAGAUCUGGAGCGCUACCUCACCAGGAAGAUCGGCUUCGAGGCGGUCAUGAGAAUACGAUGCACUAAAGGUUUAUCCAUCCACACAUUCCACGGUAACUUCUUUGUGCGCUCCACCGACCUGCUGUCCCUGGCCAAUGUGAACCCAGACUCUGCCUUUGCUGUCCAGAUGUCCAUUGAAGACUCUCUGGCGGACUCGUCUCUGGCCUGCUUCCAGGCUGCUCUGCUCUACACCUCCAGUAAAGGAAAAAGGCGAAUCCGGGUGCACACUCUGUGUCUACCGGUGGUCAACCAGCUGAGUGAUGUGUACGCUGGAGCUGAUGUUCAGGCCAUCACGUGUCUGCUAGCUGACAUGGCUAUCGACCGGUCGAUAACGUCCAACCUGUCAGACGCUCGUGACGCCCUGACGAAUGCGGUGGUGGACCUGGUGAGCGCCUACAAGAGCAACGUGUCCAACCUGCAGCAGUCGGGCCUCGUCCUCCCUGCUUCCAUGUGCCUCUUCCCCGUUUACAUCCUUGCUCUGCUCAAACAGAAAGCCUUGCGGACAGGCACCAGCACGCGGCUGGACGAGCGGGUCUUCGCCAUGUGUGAGUUCAAGACGCAGCCGCUGCAGCAGCUGAUGCGAAUGGUUCAUCCUGACCUUUACCGGCUGGACAACAUGUCUGACCAGGGGGCGCUCCAUCUGAACGACACAGUGGUUCCCCAGCCUCAUCUGCUCCACCUGUCUGCUGAGAGGGUGAGCAGAGAUGGAGCUUUCCUCAUGGACUGUGGCAACGUGUUUUAUCUGUGGAUCGGCAAAUGCUGCAACGAGAUGUUCAUCCGAGAUGUUCUGGGCUGCCCCAACUUCGCUUCAAUACCCCCCAACAUGAGUCACAUUCCUGAGCUGGAGACUCCUCUGUCUGAGAGAGUGCGAGCGUUCCUCGACUGGCUGCAGGACAACAGAGCGUUCAGCUCCAUGAUACACGUUGUCAAGGACGAUGCUUCGGUUAAAGCUUCUUUCUUCCAGCAGCUGGUGGAGGAUCGGUCUGAGUCGGCUUCUUCGUACCACGAGUUCCUGCAGCACAUUCAGCAGCAAAUGUCCAAGUAGGCUCCCAUCAAACCAGAGAGAAACGUUGGCUGCUAGAAUCCUGGAACCAGAGCGAGAAAGGAUUUCGGUCUCGUAGAGUGAAAACUAGCGUUAGAAACGACGGACACCCAUCGCUCCUUCAGACCAGUUUUAGCGAGGUGGGUUUCCUCCCGUUCCUCCAAACAGUCUUAUUAAACAAAUCCAACCUCCAGGCUCGUCACUCAGCCGGGAUUUGAUCAUCAGAAGGACAGGACGGUUUUAGAAAAGGAAUAAAGAUUUACAGAGAUAAAUAAAUGAAGAACAGGGAUUUGUUCCACUUCAAAAUGAAUCAUUGAACGUGCUCCUCGCUGCCUCUUAACCACUGUCAAACCCCCGUUUAGCCUCUCGUCACACCCUUCGCUCCUGAGAACAGAAGGGGAAAGUCGAGCCAAGAAGAUGCCACUUCAACACGUUUUUAGUUCGAUUUUGUUUUUGUGAGCCUCACAUGUAGCUAGUGCUGUCUUUUUUUUUAAUUAUUGUUUUAUAAUUUAUUCCCCCCCACACACUCCCUCGGUUUUAUUUCAAGACUAUUUUGAAUACACUGGAGAACAGAAACAAGCAUUCCUUCUGUUGUUUUUCGGCAUGAAGUACUAAAGGCAUGUCACCGUUUUGUUUGCUGCUAGCCUCUGACCGCAGGCGACGACCGUCUGCAUAACGGGAAUAUACUUCGACAGUGGUUGGAUGUUGAAAACCCCCCUGUUGGCUCCCUCUUCUCUCCUCCACUGUGUGAACUCCUGAUUAGUUGAGAUCAAACUUCAAAAACUCCCCCUCCCCCACACUGUCAACAAUCUUAUUCUAAUUUGUUUUAUUUUUUCCAGGCGCUAACUGAAGUUGCUAUCCACUUUGUAACUAUUGAAAAAGAAUCUUUUAUGUGCGAUAAUUUAUGAACCAGCUUAUUAAAUAAAGAAGAAAAACAGAA
Epinephelus lanceolatus (giant grouper) is the source of this 4798-nucleotide messenger RNA. Lineage: Eukaryota; Metazoa; Chordata; Actinopteri; Perciformes; Serranidae. The record is from RefSeq and is a predicted model, not a curated record.